AUGGAUUUGGGAAGGUUUCCGAUAAUCUCAAUCCUCGAAGACAUGCUCGAAGUCCCGGAAGAGCACAGCGAGAAGAGCCGUAACAAUCCGUCGAGAGCUUACAUGCGCGAUGCGAAAGCGAUGGCGGCUACACCUGCUGAUGUCAUGGAGCACCCGAAUGCGUACGCUUUCGUCGUGGACAUGCCUGGGAUCAAAGGAGACGAGAUCAAGGUGCAGAUCGAGAACGACAAUGUGCUUGUGGUGAGUGGAGAGAGGCAGAGAGAGAACAAGGAGAACGAAGGCGUCAAGUAUGUGAGGAUGGAGAGGAGAAUGGGGAAGUUUAUGAGGAAGUUUCAGUUGCCUGAGAAUGCUGAUUUGGAGAAGAUCUCUGCUGUUUGUCAUGAUGGUGUGUUGAAGGUGACUGUUCAGAAACUUCCUCCUCCUGAGCCCAAGAAACCGAAGACUAUUCAGGUCCAAGUCGCUUGA
Molecule: messenger RNA, 465 nt
Organism: Microthlaspi erraticum
Lineage: Eukaryota; Viridiplantae; Streptophyta; Magnoliopsida; Brassicales; Brassicaceae
Source: the annotation of a GenBank genome assembly